This is a messenger RNA of Rhizoctonia solani, 318 nucleotides long. RefSeq lists its product as uncharacterized. Bases 1 to 318 code for a protein of 105 amino acids. Gene Ontology annotation, cellular component: mitochondrial large ribosomal subunit. Lineage: Eukaryota; Fungi; Basidiomycota; Agaricomycetes; Cantharellales; Ceratobasidiaceae. Gene Ontology annotation, molecular function: structural constituent of ribosome. The record is from RefSeq and is a predicted model, not a curated record. The transcript has 4 exons.
AUGUUUGGCGCAUUUAGGCCCAGUUCAGUCAACUUGGGUGGUCUGCUCUGGAAGACACCCUGGAGAUUGUCACCCACAAGGAAAACUAACCAACGUGAGCGACUCAAGCGUGUAGAUGCUGUGAUCGAAGCGGUAAGAGCAAGUGGUGUAGAAUGUGCGGCUUUGACAAAAGCUCUUACUUUGCCUAAAGAACAUGAAAUGUCUGCGAGGGACAAAUACACCACGUUUGUUAAGUCUGCGAAAGGCUAUCGAAAGGGUGUACAUAAAGUUCCAAAGUUUACCAGGCUCACCUUGCGGGAGAAUCCAAAGGGGUUCUAA